This is a messenger RNA of Acanthoscelides obtectus, 3958 nucleotides long. The record is from the annotation of a GenBank genome assembly. Lineage: Eukaryota; Metazoa; Arthropoda; Insecta; Coleoptera; Chrysomelidae.
ACGUGACAAAACUAUUGAAAGUGAGGUAAAAUGAGGAUUAACAGGAGACUGUUGCCUAUUAAGGCGCAUUUCUUCCUGUUUAUGGGCUGUAAGUAUUUUCUUUACUUUUCUAAGACAAUCUUUUGAAUAAACAGUAAGCGACAAAGACAAUACACCCAAUAAAAACCAUUUUAUUCGCAUGAAAUUGUGUAUAAUAACAGUUAGCGCGUGAUCUCUCGGUAACAGGAGGGGACAACAACUCUUAUUGGUCAAUUCGCCAUUAAAUUUCAAGCGGCCGCCUGGCGGAAUAAUGCGCGGGGCAGGGGCAGGGCAGGCAGAGUUGCACUCAGGCCACCGUCCGUCGCGUGUAUCACUGUGUGCUCGUGUUUUCGUAUUCACCUUGCUUGGUUGUUGCUGUUGUUGUUGUUAAGUGUAUUUGAGUUCAUUUGUUAAGUUUCUGUUUCUGUUAAAUACUGUCAUCUUUGUUUUACAACACGUCCAUCAUUCGGAGGUAGCCCUGAAUGCGGCCCUGUACGCCGUCCUUGCUUUUGGCAAUCACGCAUCCAUUCUAUCUUGGGUGUAAAUACACUAUAGUCAUAAGCAAGAGGAAAUCGUGACUAAAUUUUGAAAUGAAAACGUUUAUUGUACUAGAUUUAGCUUAAAUCGUGUUGGACCACCUUAUUACUAUUAGCACUACAACAGUAGGCAGAAAAGUACGAUAACACUGUUGUGUAGACUUUUUUAUGCUGGAUCAUUCACAAAACUGCUGUCUUAACAAAUUGACAGUUGUUGCGCUCACUGUUUCCUCACUAAGAGGGUUCCACGAAUAUACCGCACGUUUUGAAAUUGAAAAUUCUCCUUAUCAACUUAGGUGUCUUCUCUCUUUUUCUAUUUUUUUUUAUGAUAUUCCCUCGGAGAUGAAGAAUUUGACUAAUAUUGAACAUUUGAAGGGUAUAUAUAAGUAGCAGCAACUGAUGAUGUUUAAUAUCUCAAUGAUGCUUUAUACAUGGUGGCCAAUAUAUAACUGACUGAUUUAAAUUGCGCGCAAUUUUUGAUUGAUGAAUUCAUCAUGGAGCGCUACACGAUCCCACGUAUUGCUAAAACGUUUUACUGAAAUAAUGAGCCGAUUGUUGCAACGAUUCGGAAGCUACGACAAGAUAAUGUGCCCAGUGUCAACACCAUUCGUCAGUUGGUGCGGAAAUUUGAACAAACAGGUGAAGUUAAAAACUUGUCAAAGUCGGACCAUGUUAGAACUGUUCGUACUCCGGAAAAUAUCGAGAGAGUUCGUGAAAGUGUAGUGGAGCGCCCUGAUACGUCUACCAGACAUCGUUCUCAAGAACUGGGUAUUCGUCGCACGUCAUGCAAUAUUGCAGCUUAAUACUCAAGAUAACGAUUUUUACCGACAACUGUUAAUAAACGAUGAAGCCCACUUCGAUAUGAAUGGAUUUGUUAAUAUGCAGAAUUGUCAUAUCUGGGUGUUAGAGAACCCUCCAUCCAUCAACGACCACUAUAUCCUCGUUAAGUCCCAGUUUGGUGGAUGAUCAAAAAAAUCGUACAUCUUUUGUUUCAUGGCUGGGUAGACGUCAAACACACACUUGAACCAUUUGUCAAUCGGAAAAUGCUACUACAGGGUUUAUUACUGUUUAAUCAUUUGCUUCAGCUCCGGCCCAGUAAACAUUUAAUGUUUGUCGAUAUAAGGUAGACUUAGGUACGCUGACUAUUCCAAUAAAAUUGUACUGUAUUGUAUUAAUGGUCUAUGGAGAUAAGGGAGAUGAGGCGAGGUAUAGCAAUUAUCAUCUAUUUUUUGCAUGGAUUAUAAUAGUGAUAGAAACUUUAUCAAGUGUUUUACGUUUCCUUCUAGCUCUAGGCCCAAUCCUACCUCAACUACCAGUAUAUGGAAAAGAACUGGGCAUUUCAACAGUGGUAAUGGGUACAAUCACAGGUAUUCUACCCUUACUAUUCCUCUUUGCCAAACCAUUAUUUGGCAUGCUGGUAGAUGUAUACAGAGACUACAGAAAGACAAUUUUCAUGGCAAUAAUAUGUAUAAUGGUGCUGUCGUUUGCACUUAUGAAUUUUAUCCCACCUGAAUCUAGAAUGGAUGUCUACUUUAGUAAUGUUGGUAAUGUUCUCUUCGAGAAUUGUACAGCACAAGAGUUCUUGGAAGAACAAGAAUGUAACAACCAAACCCUGCGAGUAACAUGUACUUCAAAUUGCUCAACAAUAUCAACAUCGUACCUGAUGAGUGAACUUAAGCAUUCUAACUCUAGUCAACAGUACAAACUAUGCUACUGGACCAACGAUUCUUUGAUAACCGUGAACGAUUCCCUAAACUCUAUUUGUGAUAUGAAAUGUGCCAAGGAUUUUGAGAACCACAAUGGAUGCUUGUACAAAUCUUUCACGUUUUGGAGCUUUGUGAUAUUGAUGUACAUUGGAUCUAUUGGAUUUAAUGUGAUAAAUUCGAUAACUGAUGCUAUAUGUUUUGAUAUCAUAGGAGAAGAAUAUGACUACGGAAAACAGAGAGUCUGGGGCACUAUAGGAUGGGGCCUUUCAGCAUUAUUUGCUGGCUACAUAGUUGACUUAUUUUCUGGUACUUCAAUAACCUAUACACCCGCUUUUAUUAUCAUGCUAGUCCUUUCUGUUUUUGACUUAUCGGCCUGUAUCAAACUCAAACUCCCAGUUAUGAAAGCUCCGGAAAAUAUGUUCAAAGAGAUAAAACAUCUGAUGAACAACAGACAUGUUGUGAUAUUCAUUACUUUUGCCGUUUUUGCUGGAAUUGUAGAUAGCUUUAUUAUUUAUUAUUUAUUUUGGUACGUUGAAGAUUUUGCUAAACAGACUGGCACCACAAAUAUCAAACUGCUAGAAGGGUUGAUUUUGGCUGCAGAAACUCUUGGGGGAGAAGUGAUUUUUUUCUCACUUGCAGGUAAAAUCCUGAAACGUUUCGGGCACGUGCACUGCUUCAGCAUGUGUUUCGUGAACUACGCUUUGCGGUACGGCCUCAUCUCCGUGGUACCAUCCCCAUGGUGGAUCGUACCCAUCGAGUUCGUUUUCCAGGGACCCACAUACGCCAUGACGUACACCACGAUUGUAGAGUACGCGAACGAGUUGGCACCGCCCGGUACUUCAGCUACCAUGCAGGGUAUUGCAGCGGGAAUGGAUGACGGGUUUGGGUAUGCGAUUGGCAGUUUCAUAGCCGGAAUUCUGUAUAAAUACAUAGGGGGAAGAAACACCAUGCAUCUAUUUAGCGUUUUCGGAGUCCUUUGCAGCAUUACACAUUUAGUUUUACACAAAACCUACCUCAAAAACAAAGAGGGCCUCAAGAAGAAGGAAAACGUAUCUGAAUAUAAAAGUCCUGACGAAGCUGUGAAAAUAACUUACGAUACGUGACGGUCUAUGUUCAUCCUGAAAUAUUUGUUGACGAAUAUUUUAUGGGUCCAGCAACGAACCUUGUGGAAUGCGUUGUGAUUUGAGCAUGAAAUACUUCAAUAAUGACAAUGACUGCCUAGGUCCAGUAAGAAACCUUGUGGAAUAUUUACAAUAAAAUAUACGUAUAACAGGCUGCUAAUGUUGGUUGCAAGUUGUAAGUGUAUAGUAUAUUUUUGUUUGGACUUUGCGAUAAUGAAUUGUGAUAAAUUUGUAUUUUCUUAAUAAUUGUUUUCUUAUAAAUCUGCACGUUUCAAUGGUUUUUAUCAGCAAUUUUUAACAACUGACUGUCCUCGUAGUAUACCUCGAUUUUUGCAAAAUAGAUACCUCAACGCAGGAAGUGUUUUGUAGAACUCUGUAGUUAUUUCAUUGAAAGUUCCUGGAUUUUUAUGUCUUAUACAGAUGCAUUGUAAUUGUUGAUUCAUGUGGAUGUACUUUUGUCUCAAAAUUAAUGAUUCAAACGAAGCUGGGUGGCAAGGGUGCUGAUUUUACAGAAAUGAAGAAAAACCAUAUAUAUAUAUAUAUAUAUAUAUAUAUAUGGGUGUCCGCAAAGUUGGGG